Molecule: messenger RNA, 1541 nt
Organism: Jaculus jaculus (lesser Egyptian jerboa)
Lineage: Eukaryota; Metazoa; Chordata; Mammalia; Rodentia; Dipodidae
Gene: Nans
Product: N-acetylneuraminate synthase
Exons: 6
Coding region: 64-1143 (359 amino acids)
Biological process (GO): carbohydrate biosynthetic process
Molecular function (GO): N-acylneuraminate-9-phosphate synthase activity
Source: RefSeq, a predicted model, not a curated record
GCGGCAGGCAGAGGUGGCGGCCCCGGGGACUGAGUGGGAAGUGAUCGGGUGCGAGCCUCCACCAUGCCGCUGGAGCUGGAGCUGUGUCCCGGGCGCUGGGUGGGAGGGCAGCACCCGUGCUUCAUCAUUGCCGAGAUCGGCCAGAACCACCAGGGCGACCUGGACGUGGCCAAGCGCAUGAUCCGCAUGGCCAAGGAGUGUGGGGCUGACUGUGCUAAGUUCCAGAAGAGUGAGCUGGAGUUCAAGUUCAACCGGAAGGCGCUGGAGAGGCCAUACACCUCGAAGCAUUCCUGGGGGAAGACAUAUGGGGAACACAAGCGGCACCUAGAAUUCAGCCAUGCCCAGUACAAAGAACUGCAACAGUAUGCCCAGGAGGUUGGCAUCUUCUUUACUGCUUCUGGCAUGGAUGAGAUGGCAGUUGAGUUUCUGCAUGAACUGAAUGUUCCAUUUUUCAAAGUUGGAUCCGGAGACACUAAUAAUUUUCCUUAUCUGGAGAAGACAGCCAAGAAAGGUCGGCCCAUGGUGAUCUCCAGUGGCAUGCAGUCGAUGGACACCAUGAAGAAAGUGUAUCAGAUGGUGAAGCCCCUCAACCCCAACUUCUGCUUCCUCCAGUGCACCAGCGCGUACCCACUCCAGCCCGAGGAUGUCAACCUACGCGUCAUCUCGGAAUAUCAGAAGCUCUUUCCUGACAUUCCCAUAGGGUAUUCUGGACACGAGACAGGCAUAGCCAUAUCUGUGGCUGCAGUGGCUCUGGGGGCCAAGGUGUUGGAACGUCACGUAACUUUGGAUAAGACCUGGAAGGGGAGUGACCAUUCUGCCUCACUGGAGCCUGGAGAACUGGCUGAGCUGGUGCGGUCUGUGCGCCUGGUGGAGAGGGCACUGGGCUCCCCAACCAAGCAGCUGUUGCCUUGUGAGAUGGCCUGCAAUGAAAAGCUGGGCAAGUCAGUGGUAGCCAAAGUGAAAAUCCCAGAAGGAACCAUUCUAACACUGGACAUGCUCACUGUGAAGGUUGGGGAGCCCAAAGGCUGUCGUCCUGAAGACAUCUUCAGUCUCGUGGGCAAGAAGGUGCUGGUCACUGUGGAAGAAGAUGACACAAUCAUGGAAGAGUCGAUAGAAAAUCAUAGCAAGAAAAUCAAGUCUUAACAUGUACAUCACCCCCUCCAAGGCUCAGAACACUGGUGGAAGACAGAGCAGAAAGAAUGUAAGAGCCAGAGGAUGGGGAGGAGUGCUGUGGAACACCGUCUUCUGGACAGGCAGUGGCCGUUGCAUUCAUGACCUCACGAAAGCUAUUAUCACAUACCAAGGCCUGCAUAAUAUCUGGCCCAUAGACAUGCUCUCCUGUAUGGUUGAGAAGGGAAGAAAACAAACAAAAAAAAAAAGGGUCAGAGCAGAAGAGGGACUAGUUAGAAAGGAGGAGUUCAGUGGAAAGGGGAUGACAAGAAGGAAUGAGAGGGGAUUAUGAUCAAAAUGCACAUGUAUGAAAAUUAUCAAUAAGCUAAAAAAAAUCAAAUCUUAAAAUAAAGUGUCAUUCUGAUUUCUAA